Molecule: messenger RNA, 1163 nt
Organism: Rhizophagus irregularis DAOM 181602=DAOM 197198
Lineage: Eukaryota; Fungi; Glomeromycota; Glomeromycetes; Glomerales; Glomeraceae
Source: RefSeq, a predicted model, not a curated record
UUUAAUUGCAGCCGAUGAAUUAUGUCUUAAUGAAUUUUGUGAACAUACCGAAAAAUUUCUUCUUAAUAACGAACCUUUAUUAAAACAAAAUUUUAUUCUUAUUCAAAAAACCGUAAAUAAACUUGGUCAAUUUGAAAAAUUGACACAAUUUUAUGAAACAAGUAUUAAUGAUGAACCAUCCUUAAUUCUUAGGGCAAAUGAUUUUAUAACGAUUCAACAAGAAACUCUCCUUGAAUUUUUAACAGAAUAUAAUCAAAGAUUAAAUCCUAUGGAAAUUUGGGAUAAACUUAUAGAAUGGUCAAUUGGACAAUAUAAUGAAUUACCAAAAAAUACAAAAGAAUGGACGAAUAAUGAUAUGUCAAUAUUUGGAACGUUAAUUAAUCCAUUUAUUACUUUUAUUGAUUUUGAAAAAAUUAGUUUAACAAAUUUUUGUAAUAAUAUUAAACCUUUUAAAGAUAUUUUUGAUAAAGAAUUUUAUGUUCAAAUGCUUGAAUAUUAUUCUUUUAACGAAGAUUCUCAUUCAAAAUUUAAAUUAGAUAUUGAUUCUAAAAUUAUUACUCCUUUUCAUGCUUUUUUAAUUGGAAAUUUUAUUAAAUUAUCAAAUGGUAUUCAAAAUUGUACUUUUGAAUUUCAAUUAUUAGUACGUGGAAGUAGAGAUGGUUUUAAUGUGAAAAAUUUUCAUAAAAAUUGUGAUGAAAAAGGUCCUACUAUUACUAUCGCUAACGUAAAAAAUAGUAAUGAAAUAGUUGGAGGUUAUAAUCCUUUAGAUUGGAAUCCAAAUUUUGGAACUGAUGAAUAUUUUAUCUUUUCUUUGGAUAAAAAGGAUUUGGAAAAAUUUAUCUUUAGUAAAUUUGUUGUUGAAAAUCUUGGAGUUUAUAAAAAUAAUGGUCCUGAUUUUGGUGGUAAUACUUCAGAUUUACGUUUAUUAGAAGGUGAUGCGAAAAAAGGUCAAUGUUAUAAAAAUAGUUAUGAAAAAUUAAUUAGAAAAGUUGAAGGAGUAUUUGAUAUAGAAGAUUAUGAAGUAUUUCAAGUAUCAACUAUUAAUCAUUGGGAAUUCGAUGAUGAAAUCGAAGUCGAAAUUAGUGAAUACAACGAAUAUGAAUAUAUUUUUUUAAAUAAAUUUGAAUGUUUAUAUAAUUUAUGGUAAUUAGAAUCGUCAACGC